CAGUAAAACUUUAACAUUAUGAUCUAUUUAGUUCAUAAAGACAAAGAUAUGGCAACGCUAGUUUCAAAAGCAAAUUUUCUCAGAAUCGUAGCACAAAAAAGGGAGGGGUGAGUUUUCACGCGUAGCUCACCCUACCUUCUUGACCGAAACUGCUUUCUCAUUUGUAGGUGACGUGGCUUCGAGUAUCCACUCGAUAUGCAUUUGUCUGUACGGCACUGUAGUGAACGGUUGAUCCCGGAAGAAAUAAAGGGCCAGGUCAUUUAAUUGGAAUGCUGUUUCGUCUUUGCUGUCGUGUACCAUCCGCAACGCAAAUUCAAGUGCGUUCUUACUUGACCAACCAGACGGCUCCAUUUAUUGUGUUGACUUUUACGUUGAAUGAAACAAAUAUGGCUGCAACCGAGUGUCAAAAGCUCUUGUGAGUUUUAGUUUGCUAUAAUCACACCCUAUGCUCCGUAGAGAUAAGUCACGUAUAUCUUGGUAUGUUUAUCUGAAAAGUUAUGCCUCAAUCAGGUAGGCCUCUUGGGUUCAUGUGGUCUAGAGGAUGGAGUAUCUCCCUAGAAGAAAAUUUUACUACAGUUGAUGACGUUAAUCCUGAAAAAUUACAAUCUCGUUAAGUUGAAUUGUGGAAAGUUUGGAUGCUUUCUGAAAUUCAUUUUUUUUUUGUGGGGUUCUUUAUUAUUAUCCAGAUCUAUUACUUUCCUCUGAUUUUCAUUCGUACAACACAACCUUUCGACAUGUUUGUCUAAAUUUCUUUGAAAUCACUAGAUAGCCGUUAGGUUUUGUCUGAGAUGUUCAUGAACGCUGCAAAAGGUCAUGUUGUGGUUGUAAAGGAUGUAUUGACUCAGUGUGUUUGCAAUUCCUUUGGCAUUUCGUGUAAUAAAACGGGAACACAAGUAUGUCAGUCGUGCGAAAGGAAGUAAUUUUUGUUUGUUUUAUCAUAGUUGAUAUGAUACUGACGGAAGUGAAUCUUUUGGACGUUUGCCGUCAGACGAUAACAAGAAUCGUGUGUAAAAUUCGGCUUUUUAUUACUCCUUUAUUACGUUUUUGAUGUUUAAGAAAACGUCCACUGACACAUCUGCAUUCUUAGAUGAGACUUGGGUAAAGCCACGUUAAAAAUUUCUCUCUAGUUUCAAGUAGUUAGGCUCCAUGAUGAUUCUUUCAACUAAACUCGUAAAAUGUGUCUUUUGGGGGAUUAAUUUAAUGAUUUUUGUGAUACCAUUUGUUGUCGUGGGUUUAAAAGAAAACGAAACAGUUGUGGAUGAUUUCGACGAUGGCACGGCUAAUUUUUGGCAAAUUCCAAACGACAAUUCAUUUACUUUUUGGUGUUUGACGAUGCACGGUGAUCCUCCUCCGUUUGGAUUCGACUCGCUGCGACCACCAAUGGAAGAAAAUGGUGGUGGUUUCCUCGAGGUUGUGCCGAUCUCUGAUUCACCAGCACACAUCUAUUCCAAUGAGUUUGACCUGUUGCCCGGCGCCACUGUCGAGUUGACCUACUGGAACGUUGUUGCCUUCACGAUCCUUCAACGGAACACAAUUCUUAAUCUUUACACUAUUGAAAACGUAACGGAGAAUGAACCAGCGUUUAAGACGGUGCAGGUUUACAACGCACCACCACCAGCUGAUCCAUCGUCCGGCUGGAUUACAGUUAUAAUUGAUCUUAAGAUUAACACACCAUCUAGACUGCAGCUCCGUCUCGAUGGCAACAGGGCGAACCUGAAUAGUACUGGAUUAGCUGUUAGCAAAAUCAUCAUCAAGAACGGGUUGAAUAUGAGCACAACGUCGACCGUUCCAACACCAACUUUCGCGAACAAUAGCAGCGAACCUACUAGCUACAGCUCCUUGUCUUUUUCUGUUACUCCAUCAAGCACAAAUCCAACUACUACCACUAUUAGCUCAAACUUGUCAAGUACUUCCACAGUGAAUGUCGGUUCAACCGUACCAUCCACCACGAGCAUGAGCUCUCUGUUAUCUACAGACACGGCAACUUCCACGAGCCCGGCAACUUCCACGGAUCCGACAUCGUCCACGGAUCCGACAUCGUCCACGGAUCCGACAUCGUCCACGGAUCCGACAUCGUCCACGGAUCCGACAUCGUCCACGGAUCCGACAUCGUCCACGGAUCCGACAUCGUCCACGGAUCCGACAUCGUCCACGGAUCCGACAUCGUCCACGGAUCCCGAAAGCUCUUCCGAAUCAGUCAGUUCAGAUUCUAGCAACUCAGAUAGCACAACAAUAUCUUCGUCAACGACUACCGAGUCAACGGGCAUGCCGAACGAGUUACGCGGAGCCGUCAUUGGUGUUAGUGUUUCUACAAUCCUUCUUGCAUUAUUCUCUGUUCUUCUCGUUUAUUGUUAUCGACAGCAUCGCCGUCAGGCCUACCUGGUCGAGAGCAAACGACUAGAAGCUGGAACCAUUCGACCGCUGGAACACUUAGACGAAAAUCUUGAAAUUCCUUAUAAAAUUCCUUCUGAAACCUCUUCAGUCACCACAACAACGGCUUUCGCCACUCCGUGUCUAUAGCUUUUAUUUGAAGCUCACGGAGAGCUUCACCAUAAUCAAAAUAACAAAUUCGAAAAUGUAAAGCCCUCGCAAAGGCUAUUUACGAACCAUUUUUCAAAUACAGGACGGAUGGACCUUUCAA
Daphnia magna is the source of this 2641-nucleotide messenger RNA. RefSeq names its product putative protein TPRXL. The coding region runs from base 1147 to 2520 and encodes 457 amino acids. NCBI's taxonomy places the organism in Eukaryota, Metazoa, Arthropoda, Branchiopoda, Diplostraca, Daphniidae. The record is from RefSeq and is a predicted model, not a curated record. The transcript has 4 exons.